Lutra lutra (Eurasian river otter) is the source of this 3078-nucleotide messenger RNA. It is a transcript of the gene SURF4, whose product is annotated as surfeit 4. The coding region runs from base 140 to 949 and encodes 269 amino acids. Gene Ontology annotation, biological process: Golgi organization. NCBI's taxonomy places the organism in Eukaryota, Metazoa, Chordata, Mammalia, Carnivora, Mustelidae. Gene Ontology annotation, cellular component: endoplasmic reticulum-Golgi intermediate compartment; endoplasmic reticulum; membrane. The transcript has 6 exons. The record is from RefSeq and is a predicted model, not a curated record.
GGCAGCCGCUGGAGCCGCGGACGGGGAACGAGGCCGGUCGCCGGGCACUUCCUGUGGAGGCCGCAGCGGGCGCGGGCGCCGACGGGCCGAGCGCCGAGCGAGCGAGCGAGCUGAGCGAGCCGAGCCUCCCGCCGCCGCCAUGGGCCAGAACGACCUGAUGGGCACGGCCGAGGACUUCGCCGACCAGUUCCUCCGGGUCACGAAGCAGUACCUGCCGCACGUGGCGCGUCUCUGCCUGAUCAGCACGUUCCUGGAGGACGGCGUCCGCAUGUGGUUCCAGUGGGGGGAGCAGCGUGACUACAUCGACACCACGUGGGGCUGUGGCUACGCGCUGGCCUCCGCCUUUGUGCUCCUCAACCUGCUGGGACAGCUGACCGGCUGCAUCCUGGUGCUGAGCAGAAACUUCGUGCAGUACGCCUGCUUCGGGCUCUUUGGAAUCAUAGCGCUGCAGACGAUUGCUUACAGCAUCCUGUGGGACUUGAAGUUUCUGAUGAGGAAUCUGGCCCUGGGAGGAGGCCUGCUGCUGCUGCUGGCGGAGUCGCGCUCCGAGGGGAAGAGCAUGUUCGCGGGCGUCCCCACCAUGCGCGAGAGCUCGCCCAAGCAGUACAUGCAGCUCGGGGGCAGGGUCCUGCUGGUGCUCAUGUUCAUGACCCUGCUGCACUUCGACGCCGGCUUCUUCUCCAUUCUCCAGAACAUCGUGGGCACAGCUCUGAUGAUUUUAGUGGCCAUCGGUUUUAAAACCAAGCUGGCUGCUUUGACUCUUGUCGUCUGGCUGUUUGCCAUCAACGUGUACUUCAACGCCUUCUGGACCAUUCCUGUCUAUAAGCCCAUGCACGACUUCCUGAAGUACGACUUCUUCCAGACCAUGUCGGUGAUUGGAGGCCUGCUCCUGGUGGUGGCCCUGGGCCCUGGGGGCGUCUCCAUGGACGAGAAGAAGAAAGAGUGGUAACAGACCCCUUCCCUGCCUGGCUGAGACCCGCGGCCACCGAGGACUGGUUCGGGGUGGAUUGACAAAGCUGCCAGCAUUCAUGUGUCCUCUCCCUCCCCUCCCUUGGUAAAGGCACAGAUGUUUUGAGAGUUUCUUUGCAGACACCUGAAAAUUGAUGGCUAAAUUUGCUCUGGACCCCUAACCUAGUAGCCGAGCAUCGGAGCCGGCCGGCUGGCAGGCAGUAUUCCCCCUCCCCCACUCCCAAGGCAAGGCCUCGGCUUCUCGGAGCGAGUUGGGCUUGGCGGCGGCCUCCUGUCCUAGUCUUUCGGGUCUGCGGGUGGGGGCGUCAAGCUGUACUGUGAGCAGAUACAUUUGUGUAUCAUUCAGAGUGGUCUCCCUCUUAUUAUGCUUUCAGUUUACGUUUUUAACUAAAAUGAAAGGAUUCGGGAUGGCCCAGCCCAACAUCAGACACACUAAGUCCCAGUUUUAAACCGCUCCCAUGGCUCCGAGUGGUCCCCGCCCCACACUGUAACACUCGCGGGGCCCGUGACGGCCUAGAGACCCAGACCCAAAGAAUGAUGCUGCCCGGGCAGGGCGGCCGUGGCCACUGUUCACAGUGGAGGUCACUCGUCAGAAAACCGCCUCAGAUUGGGGCUGAUGUUUGAAAGGGCAACCUGCCCGCCCCCACCCCAGGAGCUUUAGUGGCUCGAGGUGGGGACAGAGGCGCUCCAAGUCCUCCGAUGCCCCUGGAGCCUGCAGGGACCCAUGCUCCGACCCUGGCCUGGCCAUACACCUGCAGGUUGGCUCCCGUGGUGGGGGGGGUGGGCCCGGUGGCAGCCGUGGGGGCCGGGCAGCAACACAGCGGGCUCUCAGACCAGUUACCUCACCCCGACCUCUGCACAGAGCCUCCGCUGAAGCCGUGGGCCCAGCUCCAAUGUGGCUGGGCGCCUGCGCGGUUCUCCCCCGGCUAGAGGGGGUCUUCCCGGGCUGUGCAGCCGCGGCCUACCACCCUCCCUAGGCUGUCGCUUACUCAGAUCGUCUAUUUGCUAUGCUGAAUGCAGCCCAAGUUACUUUUUAAGAUUUGUGAUGCCUUACCGAUUGGAUCUUAAUCCUGUAUUUAAAAUUUUCUAACAUUGCCUUAUACUGCGUUUCUCUUCUUGGGGGGUACGAGCGCCUGUGGCUCUUCUCCCCUCGCUGAGCCGGAGCAACACUGCGGGGGGCGAGUGGGACACCUCGGUGCCUCCCCGACUCUCCUGGGGCCGGCUGACCAAACUUGCCCGAGGACCGCCUGGAGCUUGUCUUCUCUCCUGGCUCAGCCAUUACACGUACAGGCCUGAGGGUCACCCCUGGGGAUGCUGGGGGCCGGUCCUGAGCCGGGAGCCCCAUCUACCAGUCACACCAGAGCCAGGGUGAGCUGGGGAACCUGCCCCGCUUUCAGCUCCCAGAGGCUCGCCUGGCUCUGCAGCCUGGACCCACCAGCCCCGGGGGCCGCGGUGACACACGUCAGGGGCCCACCAGUGCCCGUGCCCCAGCCCCUGUGGAGGCCCAUCCCCACACGUUCCUAACCACAUCCCACCUGCACACCCCUCUGGCCUUUUGAAGAAGCAGCAAUGGCUUACGGACGGAGGGCUUUUCUACUUCCCAGCGCUCGGAUGCUCCCCACACGAAGGGGGGCUCUGACUCCAGGUCUCCACCUGGGCGGGGCCGUCCCUUGGUCCACCCCAUCCCCCGUCAGCACAGCACGACAGCACUCUCAAAUGACACUCAGCCAAGGCUGUUCCUCCAUGACACCGUUUUUGACAGGGUACGGGUCCCUCUUGGCCCUGUGCUCGCGAGGCCUUUACUGGUUUGUAGAAGCAGGUUGACCCCCGGAGGCUGGGGGUUUGGUCAGAGGUCACCCUCCGUGCUGGAGGCUCCGGGCUCACCAGGCCCUGAGCAGACCCCCACCUGGGACAGGGUCGACGCCUUUGCAGGGAGGAAAGAAAAAUACCAUCUACCAAUUGGCUUUGACAAAACAAUUUCUGAAAAUUUUUUUGCUUUAUGUGGGAAAUAGGUAUAAAUCUCAUUUUAUGCUGUAUUUUAUAUCUUAGUUGUGUUUGAAAACGUUUUGAUUUUUGGAAACAUCGAAAUAAAUAAUGGCAUUUGUUGUA